Molecule: messenger RNA, 1221 nt
Organism: Danaus chrysippus (African queen)
Lineage: Eukaryota; Metazoa; Arthropoda; Insecta; Lepidoptera; Nymphalidae
Source: the annotation of a GenBank genome assembly
AUGUUUUCAGGACUACAGAAUCAGGUCAGCUCGUGGAUGGGAGCGGCGAAGGGCGAGCCUCAGGACGAAGAAGUUCCAACCCCGACCAAAGACGCCACGGGGGAGGCUACGGCGGAGGGCGACAAACAAAGUCCAACCAAGGGAGGCAGCAAAUUGGACCUGAUCACUAACGUUAAGUCCCAAAUGACGGGAUGGCUGGGGGCCGGGAUCCCAAUUCCGGGGCUGAGAAAAAAUGAAGCGGCUUCAACGGAACCGGAGCCAGCCCCCGUUGAACCCGAGCCAACUGAGACUAAGACAGAACCUCGGGACGAUGACGAUAACUCUAGGUACAAUAGUGCCACAGGGGGCGCAGACAGUCGCCCCGCUUCAGGGGGCGGAACCCCCACUGAUGAACAACCGGCUGGGGUCGGGAACGGUUCAAAGAAUAGAAAGUUGUUCAAUGUAGAUGCCAUGGAAAUGCCAGAUAUAGAUGAGUUGACUACGAAGGCUGUCGCGGGCGCCAAGUCUCUGGGCAGCUUCCUGUACUCCGCCGUCAAUAAGGCUGGUGCGAAGGUCAGCGAGGCCAGCGCCAAGAUCAAGAAGACCGUCGAAGAAAACAGCAUCUUGGGUGAAUUCAAUCGUGAACAAGAUGCCUUCAUCAAGGGUCAAGAGAAGGGUGGAGCAGCGGCUGUCGCGCCGUGGGUCGGAGCCCCCAACGAAGCAGCGCUUAAAGAGGAAUGCAUUUCUCUAUCUACUGACCGACGGAACUUCGUCCGCGCUCCUCCCGCGGGUGUGGACUUCGAGUUUGAUUACGACAAGAUGUACCCCGUGGCCGUGGCUAUCAUGGGAGAGGACCCCAACUUGGAGAAAAUGCGCUUCGAGCUCGUACCUAAAGUCAUCACUGAGGAAAACUUCUGGAGGAACUACUUCUACCGCGUGUCCCUGAUCUGCCAAGCCAAUGAGGCAGACGCCGGUCGCCAGGCAAGCGCAGAUGACUCUCAAGAUGAUAAGUCCGCCAGCGAAAGUCUUAUAAGUAGAGAGAAAGCCUCGCAAGGUUCUAUUGAGGAUGCAAAGGAAAGAAUAAAGUCUUUGAGAGUCGAUAAAGAUAAUGAGGACGAGCAAUGGGAAAAAGAAUUGGAAGCCGAGUUGAAAGAAUACGAGGUGGUUGUAGAAAAGACGGGAGAUGAUAAGUGGGAGAAGGAGUGCGAAGAACUGCUUGGAGAUGAACUCGAUCUGAAGUAA